Messenger RNA from Podarcis raffonei (Aeolian wall lizard), 1281 nucleotides. It is a transcript of the gene RALY, whose product is annotated as RALY heterogeneous nuclear ribonucleoprotein. The record is from RefSeq and is a predicted model, not a curated record. The transcript has 10 exons. Gene Ontology annotation, molecular function: RNA binding. Bases 330 to 1172 code for a protein of 280 amino acids. Lineage: Eukaryota; Metazoa; Chordata; Lepidosauria; Squamata; Lacertidae. Gene Ontology annotation, cellular component: nucleus.
UCUGGUGGAAGGACUCUUAGCGCUCGGACUCUAAGCUCUGCCAGUUUGCUCGCAGCUCGGUAGAGUUGGCGUUAGGCGCUGGCUCGGGAACCCGGCGGUAGCUCGGGCUGCUGCUUCUGGGCUAUUAUUCUGUCUGUGCUGGUGGCUCUCUCACUCUUUCCUCCUUCCCUGUCUCUCACUCACUCCUUCUUUGACAUUUUUACUUCUGAGUAUUUUCUUGCUUGGUAAAGCCAGGUCUAUAAAGGGUUACCACGCCAGUUGAGCCCCCCUACCUGGUGGGCAAGGAGGAACUGCACUCUUGUACCCAAAGCACCAUUCCUGGUGUCAAGAUGUCACUGAAAGUGCAGACGAGUAACAUCACAAACAAGAAUGACCCCAAGUCCAUCAACUCCAGAGUCUUCAUUGGGAACCUCAACACAGCAGUGGUCAAGAAGUCAGACGUAGAGACCAUCUUCUCUAAGUACGGCAGGGUGGUGGGCUGCUCUGUUCACAAGGGCUAUGCAUUUGUACAGUACUCAAACGAGAGGCACGCACGGGCAGCUGUCCUGGGGGAGAAUGGGAGAGUACUCGCCGGGCAGACAUUAGAUAUAAACAUGGCUGGAGAACCAAAGCCCAACAGACCCAAAGGCCUGAAGAGAACAGCAUCCGCCUUAUACAGUGGCUACGAAUUUGACUACGACUACUACAGAGAUGACUUCUAUGACAGACUCUUUGAGUAUCGGGGACGGGUGUCUCCCAUUCCCAGGGUGGUUCCUGUGAAGCGUCCACGAGUGACCAUCCCUUUGGUACGGCGCGUAAAAGCAACACUCCCAGUCAAACUCUUUGCCCGAUCCGCUGCCAUUGCAAACAGCUCUGCCAAAUUAAAAUUGAAAUGCAAUGAACUGCAGACAAUUAAAACGGAGUUGACGCAGAUCAAAUCCAACAUUGAUGCUCUCCUGGGCAGAUUGGAGCAGAUUGCAGAACAACAGAAAGCAUCGGCAGAGGUCAGAAAGAAAGCAGAUGGGAACAAAAGUGAGCUUUCCCAAGAAGACACAGCGUCUGAGGCAGAAAUGAACGUAGAGGAGCCACUCAACGGCGAGGAGGGAGAAGAAGAAGGUCUCCUGAGAGAUGACUGUGACGAUGAAUUGGAGAAUAGCCAUUACACAGAUGUGGAGGACUCCAGCCUACAGUAACUAGCAGAAUCAGCGCAACAGCGAUGAAGAGAGGGAGGACAGCAAGAGGUUCAAUCCUGCCUUGGCAUGUUGAGCCAGAUAAGCAUAACAUGCAGGACUGCCAUCAUCU